GUAAACAAGCUUCAGUUUCAGACUAAGAAAUUUUCCUCUUUGCUAGCUCGAUGAGGAGUUUGCAUGCAAAGAUUUAAAUAGUAAUCAGUAAUCAGAAGUAAUCAGAAGGACUUGGAUCUGCGUGCAAUUGACCCCGCAUCAAUAAAAAUGCUAGAAAAACUGAAGGAAAAUUAUCAGAAGCUAAAGGACUAUGUUCAACAAGUAUGCAAACUGAAGUUGUACUUCCAGAGCGGGCUUGAUUAUGCAGAAACGAAAGCUGGCUGCAAGUGGAUUUAUCUCUUGUCUGGUUUUGUGGCAAUUUCUGCUGUGCUGCUUGCAAUUGGUCUAGCAACUAUUCCUCUAAUAAUGAUUGGUUAUAUAUACCCCGUGAUUGCAUCUUUCAGAGCAAUUGGCAGCAACCGCAGAGACGAAUACACACAGUGGCUAAUGUACUGGAUUGUUCUAUCUGGAUUUGGAGCCUGUGAAAUGAUGACAAUGAGUUGCAUUUCCUAUGUACCACUAUACAGUGCACUAAAGCUGAUAGUCUGUGUGUGGUGCAUGUUGCCGUAUGAUUGGAAUGGUGGAACGUACAUCUUCAACCGCCUCCAAUAUCUCGAAGUUUUUCGAAACAAUGAUGAACUGCAUUCGUUACUUCAAACGCUUAGAUUGAGAGCCAUAGAAGUCUUAGAUGAUGAAAGCGAUAAAUUACACGAGAAUGCAGAUAAUCUGCAAAGGGAAGGCGAUUCCUCAUCAAAAGCAGGAACAGAGACCGGAAAAGCUGAUUCUGUGAUAGAGGAGAAGGAAGAGAUGAAGAAACAGGAAAGGACCUAACAGAAGAAGAAACAGGAAAAGGAAUUCAGUGUGUCGACAAAAAUGCUCAGGUUGAAAUAUAGCUGCUGACUGAUAUUUUCUGACUUUAUUAUCGUAUUUUGAGAUCGUAGUCUGAGCGAUGCAUAUACCUUUGUUAGCACUUAAAAGUCUUGAAGGUGCAACAACCUCAUCCUACUUUAUUUCAUUUUUUACACAGUCACUAGUUUUAGUGACAUCUUUUUUUCUCUCUUAAUCAAAUUGAUCGCUCUUU
Molecule: messenger RNA, 1060 nt
Organism: Rhopilema esculentum
Lineage: Eukaryota; Metazoa; Cnidaria; Scyphozoa; Rhizostomeae; Rhizostomatidae
Product: receptor expression-enhancing protein 6
Source: RefSeq, a predicted model, not a curated record